Benincasa hispida (wax gourd) is the source of this 1057-nucleotide messenger RNA. Its product is annotated as auxin-binding protein ABP19a-like. Gene Ontology annotation, molecular function: manganese ion binding. NCBI's taxonomy places the organism in Eukaryota, Viridiplantae, Streptophyta, Magnoliopsida, Cucurbitales, Cucurbitaceae. The record is from RefSeq and is a predicted model, not a curated record.
CGCUAUUACCAUUGUUAUCCUUUUACAUACCUCCCUUUACUUCUAUAUAAAUGGCCUCUCAAACCCUACUUUGCUUCAAGUAGACACAUAUCGAUUAUUGUUAUCUAUGGCUAAGAAGAUGAUGGUUCUUCCUCUUUUCUUCGCCUUCUCCGUCCUUGCAGCUUCCUUUUCCGAUGCUCUUGUCCAAGACUUCUGUGUCGCUGACCUCAAAUCCGCUGAUACCCCUGCUGGAUACCCGUGCAAGAAGGUAUCCCUUGUCACGGAAAAAGACUUUGCUUAUUCGGGCCUUGGUGUUGCUGGUAACACUUCAAAUAUCAUCAAGGCUGCAGUGACUCCCGCCUUUACUGCCCAAUUUCCCGGUGUCAAUGGCCUUGGAAUCUCGCUAGCCCGCCUCGACCUAGCAGUCGGUGGUGUGAUACCAAUGCACACCCACCCUGCUGCCUCUGAAGUUCUGCUUGUGGUCGAAGGCACGAUCUGUGCCGGGUUUGUUUCGUCGGCAAAUACCGUGUACUUCAAGACAUUGUACAAAGGUGACAUUAUGGUAUUCCCUCAAGGGCUGCUACAUUUCCAGAUCAACUCUGGCAAAACCACUGCUCUUGGGUUUGUCAGCUUUAGUAGCCCUAACCCAGGGCUGCAAAUUUUGGACUAUGCCUUGUUUGGCAACGAGUUGCCAACCGACAUCGUCGCAAAGACAACGUUCUUGGACCCCGUUACGAUCAAGAAGUUGAAGGGUGUUUUGGGUGGAAGUGGCUGAGAGAUUGAACAUUGUUGAAUUGGAUGGAGAAAAUUCUCGCAAACAGAUUGAUUUUUAUUAAAGUUCUUUAUUAUCAGUUGUUAAUGUAUGUUUGUUUGUGUUUUGGGCUAUGUUGUGUUGUAGUUUCUUCCUUUUCAUGGGGUUUUGGAAGGUUAAUUGUGCACACAAUCAUCGUAUCAUGUGUGUGGUGGUUGUAUGAUAUGUAACGUAGCUUUUAAGGUUGUUAUAUUAUCCAUUCACCAUGUGUUUUUUACCCUAAUUUAGAAUAAAAGAAAUAAUAACUUUGUUUCCUUGACUUUCAAA